This is a messenger RNA of Danio rerio (zebrafish), 4341 nucleotides long. The record is from RefSeq and is a predicted model, not a curated record. NCBI's taxonomy places the organism in Eukaryota, Metazoa, Chordata, Actinopteri, Cypriniformes, Danionidae.
GCCCGUGGGUGUGUGUGUGCGCGCAUGAGGACAGAACACCAGUUGCUCCCGAGUGUGUUUUUGCGUGUGAGCGAGCUGCACUUGUCGUAACCGACGGAUGCUCAAGAAAAGAAACCGUCCGACAAAAGAGGACAGGAGUGUAAAGAAAAGAGCAAAUACUGAAAACAGCAUGAGAAAAAAAGUGGUUUCAUUAGAAAUGAAGAAAGAAACUCAAAGGUUUGGAACCUCCUGAGGGUAUCUUCCUCUGAACUCCACAUAAGAAAGUCUGAAGUAGAAUAUUCAUCAUACGCUUGGCUGUAUCUGCUUCAUGAGAUACCAGGCAUGACCCUCUCUCGGCACAGAUAAACCUGCUUCCUCCAGCCUUCAACCUGGUUAUUACUGUGUCCACAGAGCAUAAGAUGGAUGAUAUUGAUUAUUACAGAAGCAAGCCUCUGGCAGAGGAAUCAAAUUUCCAGACCACAAACUAUGACGCCAUCAGUAUUGACGAAUGCCAUUAUAAUGUGCUGCGUGACGAUCUGGAGUCCGAUGCUCGGGACUUUGAGGCUCCGACCUGGAGUUUAGCUGUUGACCCACAAUAUUUGAAAAACUUUUCCAAAGAUGCCGUCAAAAGACAGGAUGUAAUACACGAGCUGAUUCAGACAGAAAUCAACCAUGUGCGGACGCUAAAGAUAGUUUUGAAUGUGUACAUUCGGGAGUUGCGUAACACCCUACAAAUGGAUGAGACACGACUGGAAAGGCUGUUUCCACAGGUGGAAAACCUGCUGGAGGUGCACCAGUUUUUCCUUGACAAUCUUAAACUGCGAAGACUUGACUCUAUGGAGCCUGGAAGCUCCCAGAAUUACUGCAUCCACAAUCUUGGGGACAUCCUUAUCACACAGUUCUCUGGUGAAAUAGGAAGCAGACUGCGGUACCUCUAUGGCAUGUUCUGCAGUCGUCACACCGAUGCGGUCAACUUCUACAAAGACUUGAUGCAAAACAACAAGAAGUUCCAAAAUUUGAUACGAAAAAUAUGUCAGCUGUCCAUUGUACGGCGAUUAGGAAUACCAGAGAUUAUUCUCCUUAUAACUCAGCGCAUCACUAAGUACCCGGUUCUGUUUGAACGUGUCAUUAAGUACACUGAAGAUGAGUCAGAAGAACAAAUGGACCUGAUAAAAGGGCUGGACUUUCUGAAGGACACCAUAGCACAAGUGAAUGCUCAUGUGGACGAGGCUGAGAAAGAGGCACGACUGAGAGAACUUAGCAGUAAACUGGAGCCCAAGUCCCAGGUGAAGAUGACCAGUGGGAGGGUGUUUCGUCGAGAGGACAUGCUGCAGGGAAAGAGGAAGCUGCUUCAUGAGGGCAUGCUCAACUGGAGGGUCACGAACAACAAAGGCAAAGGUGAUAAGCAUACAGAUGUUAUCGUCUUGCUGUUGUCUGAUGUUUUGCUGCUUUUACUGGAGAAAGAUUCCAGGCUUACCUUUGCCUCUCUGGACGGUAAGCCUGCUGUGAUCUCUCUGCUGAAGCUCAUUGUACGUGAAGCAGCUCACAACGAGAAGGCCAUGUUUCUUAUCUCAGCUUCUUUGGACACUCCUGAGAUGUACGAGUUUCACACCUCCUCUGCAGAAGAGCGCAACACCUGGACAAACAAGAUUUGGAAGGCAGUGGAGUGCUGUCCAGACGUAAAGGAAGAAGAGCCAGAAGAACUCCCUAAGAAGAUCUGGGAAUUUCAAAGAAAGCUGUGUGUGCACGAUGCCUCGAUAGAGCAGCACCUGACAGAGAAGCUGAAGUUAUUCUCCAGCAUAGCAGCUUCAGUGACUGGUGUUUCUGACACCUCGACGAGUGAGCGCCAUCCGCUACGUGGGAAUGCAGCAGAGCCCCUGCAGGGAGAACGACUACUCACCGGAGCCCUGAAAGAUGUGGAGAAUCUACAGAACUUGCUGGUGAUGUGUGAGCAGGGCCCAACUCCUUUCACUAGUAAGGCAACAGAUCUGGUCCUGAAGAAGCCCCAUGCUGACACAGGCUUGGAGAACAAUACUCACAUGUUACCUGAAAAUGGUUUUGAGAGUUCAAUGGAAAGCAUGGGAGACAGAAUUCAGGUGGCCAACCCAGACUUGGACCCUCAGCUAAGAGAACUUCAUUUAAGUGAGAACCAGGAGCUGUCGGCAGAUGAGAAUUUGUCAGUUCACUUUCCUAAAGCAGAGUUUUAUUCCACUGUAUCUCAGUUGUCUCGGAAACUCUACAGCCUUCAGUCUGUGGUCCAGCAGCUAGAAAGCCACAUCAAGGUUCAGCAUGCCACUAUUGAGGAGCUGAAGUCCCGACCACGGGGAAACUCUCUCUUGGAACAGGAAAAGCACCGGAACCUGCACAAGCAGAAUGAGGAGCUGGCCAACUUCCAGCGGCUCCAGAACCAGCGCCUACAGGAGCAGAGACAGUGGGAGCAGGAGAGAGAGAGGCAGAUGCUGCAGGCUGAGGCCAGGGAGAAAGAGCUGAGGGAGAGAGAGAUGGCAUGCAGCAGACAGGAGGAAAUGCUGGCUGGGGAAAAACAAGAACUGGCCCGGUGUAGAGAAGAAUACCAGCAAGAUCUGGAGAGGCUGCGAGAGUCCAUGCGCUCUGUGGAGAAGGAGAAAGAAAAACUAGAGCUGCUGAAAAAAUAUAAGAAAAAUGAGAAUGUGUCUGCAGUCUAUCCGCUUGAAAAUGAACAGAUACAGAUACCCCCACCUUACCCUAUGUUGAACAUAGUUUCUCCAGGCUUCACAGAGAGGGCUCCUUUAGUUCCCCCACGCAGAGAGAGCAUCACUGGUUCACUUGUUAAACCAGAAGUGCCCAUCCACCUCAUUAGCACCACCAACCAAACCCUCAAAGCUGGCUCUGUCCAACAGAAGAUACCCACCAAACUUGCUGCUCAACCUAAAGGCAAAGAGAAGCACAGCAAACACAGGAACUCCCACCAACGCACCAACAGCGCAGCUGGCAUAGAGGUGUCUCAUGUCGUUCCCAUCAAAGUUGCAGGAAGGGAGGGAGGCAGUUUAAAAGCCAUCAGGUCCAGCAGUCCUCAUCAUCUCCAUCCAGAUUUAUUUACCCAUCCAGAUAAGUUGUCCAGCUCCGUUUCUUCUCAUUCAGGAAACUCCAGCCGGAAGCACAACCACAGUCAUAACUCUCACACUACUAGCACACACAGCACCCAUUCAGGACAUCGUAAAACCAAAGACAGCCCAAAUGCAGAAGACAUUUUUUUCUUUUAAUUCUCCUGCGUGAUCUGUGUGACUAUAAUACGGAUGCAGAAAGUGACCGUUAUUUCACAGACAUGACCUACACUGGAGGAAUUCAUGUCUUUCAAAGAAUUACAAUCAAUUCUUUUCUGCUUUUAUUCUGACUUAAAUUCUGUUGAAUUGAUAUAAGGCAUUUACACGGUUGGGUAAAAAUAAUCUAUUUAGGAGGAAACUCGAUCAUACCUAGCUGAGAGAGUUUAAUGGCUCUUAUUAAAUCGGUUUCAUUUUUGUGGUCUUAACAGCUGACAGUAUCUCUUAGUAUCUGUAAAAUCAUGUUCCGAUCCAUUGCAGAGCAGUCAUUAAUGAUUUGUCAUUCCUGUAAAUAGCCAGUUUUAGUUAUUUAUUUAUUGUGAUUUUAAUUCAGGGAUGUUUGAUCCUCUAAGCCAGGGGUCACCAAUCUCGGUCCUGGAGGGCCAGUGUCCCUGCAGGGUUUAGCUCUAAAUUGCCUCAACACACCUGCCUGGAUGUUCCAAUUAUACCAAGUAAGACAUUGAUUGGCUUGUUCAGGUGUGUUUGAUAAGGGUUGGAGCUAAAAUCUGCAGGACACUGGCCAUCCAGGAACAAGUUUGAUGCUCUAAGCAUUACACUGGAAAGUCUUAUAAUGGUAGAUCUAUUUAAUGUGUGGAAUAUGGUUUGUUUAAAGUGUAAAUGUCCUUUCUGGGCUUCUGUCAACUGGAAACUUGUUAUAUUUGAGCAAAUAUUUUCUAGUAUUUUAGAACAAAUAGCCUUGAAUGUUUUUCUAUGACGGGAUAGAUGCGCUUCACUACUAGAUGUAAAAUGUAUCAUGGCUUAUAUUAUUUUUAAUUUCAUUCGAGUGAGAUGCUGUUUAGCCUGGAAAUGAUGCUGUUGGGUCCCUAUUUUGUACAUUUUUUAUUUUGAGAAAAUACCAAUGGUCUUAAUGAGCAAUUGUACAUUUAUAAAUGAUGCAGAGCAAAUACUGCUUUCUUGGUUCUCCAAAAGAGAAAGUUGUGCACUUUUAAGUGCUUGUUAACUGCUCAAUUACAUGAACAAACAUAAAAAUGUGUGCUCAGUUUUACUUUACAUUACUUGUCUUUACUAUAAAAAUAUACUGUAUAAUAAUGAGAUAACAAAA